UAGUAUAUAAUGGGAUAUUCUCCACCCUGAACCACCAAACUCCUGAAUAUAAAUACACCUCACUAGCUUCAACAGGCUCAUCGCAAUUUCGCAGGAGUUGCUUCUUUGCAUACAAAUUCGUCUGAAUCUUGCUACUUUCUACGGUUUAUAAACAGCCUCCACUACCACCGUUGCCGUCGCCAUCAUCCCGUUGAUGGCUAUGACCACAAAUGGCCUCUCUUCCAAAUUGAUUCCAUCUUUCCUUCGCUUUCUUAACUCAUCUUCUCCCUCUUUCACCGCCCCCCGUUUCCGUUUUGCUCAGAGAACAACGAUUAACACGGCAACCACCACUAUCUUCGCACCUCCAGCACAUCCGGAACAAAGCACCAUCGACUACUCCAAUGACGACUGUGUUUAUAAUUUUGAAGACACCAAACGCCUUUUCUCAUCCGUUAAGACUGGUAAACUUAUACGAUCGGUGGCGAACCUUAGCAUGGCUUCGGUGGAGCCGGUAGUGGAUUUGGGGAUGUGGGUGAUGGGUUCUAGGUUAAUGCAGAUGGGUUUGUUAAGAGAGGUUGUGUUAGGUGGAAUCAAGCAUACGGUUUAUGAGCACUUUGUUGCCGGUUCCGACACCGGUGAGGCUGGUCGAACUGUGAAGAAAUUAUGGGAGUCCGGGUUAAGAGGGAUGUUGGAUUAUGGUCUGGAGCAUGCAGUUGAUAAUGAAUCGUGUGAUAAAAACGCUCAACAGUUCAUCAAAACUGUUGAAUCAACCCAAUCUCUUCCUCCAUCUUCUGUUAGUUUUGUAGUCGUGAAGAUCACAGCUAUCUGCCCAAUCUCUUUGCUAAAGAGAGUGAGUGAUCUACUUAGAUGGGAAUACAAACACAAGAAUUCAUCUUCGUUUGUGCUCCCAUGGAAGCUAAAAACCCUUCCCAUAUUUGUCGAAUGCAGUCCUUUUUACCACACACUAACAAAACCAUCCCAUUUGACGAUGGCAGAAGAGCUUGAUCUUGAACUAGCUCAACAAAGACUAACCACCAUAUGUAAUAAAGCCAUUGAAAGCAACGUGCCUGUAGUCAUUGAUGCAGAGGAUACUUCUAUCCAACCAGGGAUCGAUUACUUCACAUAUUCAGCGGCAAUCAUGUACAACAAAGGUCAAAAGCCCUUGAUUUCCGGGACAAUUCAAGCGUAUUUGAAGGACGCCGGGCAGAGGUUGUUCCAGACAAAAAAAGCCGCCGAUAAAUUGGAACUGCCGAUAGGGUUUAAGCUAGUAAGAGGAGCUUAUAUGUCUAGCGAAAGGAAAUUGGCUAAUUCUCUUGGUGUUGAGUCUCCUAUUCACAAUAGCAUCAACGAGACACACCGUUGUUUCAAUGAUUGUGCUUCGUUCAUGGUAGACGAGGUUUCUAAUGGCCCUGGUGGGCUCAUUCUUGCCACUCAUAAUCUUGAAUCAGGAGUAUACUACUCAGGGUAAUACUGAAUUACUGAUUAUGAAAACCGAACGAGGGAAACUGGUCGCACGAAAGGCAGGUGAUUUGGGGAUUGGUAGAGAAAACGAUAAGCUGGAGUUUGCUUCACUUUACGGGAUGGCGGAUGCAAUGAGUUUUGGAUUGAGAAAUUCAGGGUUUAAGGUGAGCAAGUACUUGCCAUUUGGGCCUGUUGAUAAGAUCAUGCCUUACCUUUUGCGACGAGCAGAAGAGAACAAAGGGCUACUUUCAUCUUCAUACCUCGAUAGACACCUCAUGAUGAAAGAGUUGAAGAGGAGAGUGAAAGCUUGUGUUGGCAGAAAAAGAGAGAGGCCCAUGGUUUGA
This is a messenger RNA of Lactuca virosa, 1784 nucleotides long. The record is from the annotation of a GenBank genome assembly. NCBI's taxonomy places the organism in Eukaryota, Viridiplantae, Streptophyta, Magnoliopsida, Asterales, Asteraceae.